GCGGCGGCGGCGGCGGCGGCUACUACGUUGUGCCUAUUGUAUCGCCGCCGCCGCCGGUCCGGGCGGUGCGCGGGCAGCAUGGCCGAUGAGCAGGAGAUCAUGUGCAAAUUGGAGAGCAUCAAGGAGAUCAGGAACAAGACGUUGCAGAUGGAGAAGAUCAAGGCGCGCCUGAAGGCGGAGUUUGAGGCCCUGGAGUGUGAGGAGCGGCAUCUGAAGGAAUACAAGCAGGAGAUGGACCUCCUGCUGCAGGAGAAGAUGGCCCACGUGGAGGAGCUGCGGCUGAUCCACGCCGACAUCAACGUGAUGGAGAACACGAUCAAGCAGUCCGAGAAUGACCUGAACAAGUUGCUGGAGUCCACCCGGCGGCUGCACGAUGAGUACAAGCCGCUGAAGGAGCACGUGGACGCCUUGCGCCUGACCCUGGGGCUGCAGAGACUGCCGGACCUGUGCGAGGAGGAGGAGAAGCUCUCUCUGGAUUACUUUGAGAAGCAGAAGGCCGAGUGGCAGACGGAGCCUCAAGAGCCUCCGAUCCCCGAGUCCUUGGCGGCAGCGGCAGCCGCAGCCCAACAACUCCAGGUCGCCCGGAAGCAGGACACCCGGCAGGCAGCGACGUUCCGACAGCAGCCCCCUCCCAUGAAGGCCUGCCUGUCUUGUCACCAGCAGAUCCACCGGAAUGCGCCCAUCUGCCCCCUCUGCAAAGCCAAGAGCCGCUCCCGGAACCCCAAGAAACCCAAGCGGAAGCAGGACGAAUGAAGAGGGCGAGGGUCCCCUGAAAGCCCCUGCCCAGCCCGCCGCCCCUACCCCGCCCCCCCAGUUCCUGGUCUCCUAUUUAACGUGACGUAAGCACAAGCUUUUUGUCCCUACCCCUCUCCCUCUUUCUGUUCCUUCCAUCCUGAUUCCUUCCAGUGCAGAGACUUCGCUUGUAGAAGCAGAAAGUGUACCUGGUGCUAAAGGCCUUCUCUUCACAUCCCCUCCCUCCUUUCACCGUGCCCCCUUCCGCCCCAUGUCUGGACCAGCCUCCAGGCCCUGAGUCGCCGUCGGGAAUGGGUUGGAGGGCGAUGGACAUUUGGAAGAAGCUGGGGGAGGGGUCAAGCCCCCAUGUGCCAAAGGCGAGGCCCAUCCCACUGGGCUCCUGGAUCGGAUCAGGCUCACCCCGCAGCCUGGGGGCCGGCGGGAGCCAAGCCGGGCCAGGCCAAAUGCCGAGGGGAAGGUCCUGGGGGGUUCGGCUCCAGCGCCUUGGGUCGGCCCGCUCCCGCUCGCAGCGAAGCCCCCACUCGGCCUCCAGGACCGGCGCAGCUCUCGAAGACAUCAACCCCAGCUGCUUCCAGUCUUAGAUACCGACUUCCAACCCCAUCCGAGACCACCCCCCAACACCCUCCACGCUCCCCCCAGCAACUGAGAUCCCAGACCCUUCAACCAGUGAGGCUCCUUGUUCUCUGCCCUCACCUCCUCCUCACAGGGCCGGAUCUCUUUGAGGGCAUGGGGGUGAGGCAGGGGAGAUCCACCCCAGCUGAGGGGGAUGCAGGACCACCCCGGCAGCACCCCUGGGUUAUAGACCGGCCAAGGGGCGGGGAGGACGCUCCCUGCUCUCCUGACUGCACCGAAGAAGAAUCCAGG
This is a messenger RNA of Tachyglossus aculeatus (Australian echidna), 1617 nucleotides long. It is a transcript of the gene ZC4H2, whose product is annotated as zinc finger C4H2-type containing. Gene Ontology annotation, biological process: positive regulation of neuron differentiation. The coding region runs from base 79 to 753 and encodes 224 amino acids. The transcript is spliced from 5 exons. Gene Ontology annotation, cellular component: nucleus. Lineage: Eukaryota; Metazoa; Chordata; Mammalia; Monotremata; Tachyglossidae. The record is from RefSeq and is a predicted model, not a curated record.